UUAUCUUUCACGAUCGAUGAUCUUAGACAGCCGAGAACAGAUGAGCGAAUCGCCGUUGGAAGCGAUGCCGGUCGUUGGUAGUCUCCCAGUCAAGAUUCUCGAUGCGCAAUGAAGACAGUCGUUCACACGCAUGAGAGACCAUUGGGAAACUGACGUCGAGGCUGAGCGUGGAGCGCGAAACGGAGCUGAUACGAGUGUAUGGGCCUGGUGUGGCAUUUCGAGGAGGUUGUCGGAAAGGCCAAUGGAAAGGGAGGUCAGGGUACGCGGGGGGACGUCGUGGAACGGGAUGCAACGUAGGUGCAGCAAACGUCUUGGGGGGGUGCAGGCGGUGUGCCAUGAUGAAUGGCACUGCAAGUCGGGUGUUGUACGGGUCUUCCGCCAUGUCCAAGUUGAUCCAGGUCUUCGAGGGAUGGCCCCUGAAACGACGGAGGCGACAGAGUUAGACGCAGAGAUUGUUUAUGCCAUGGUCCGGUCUGCUCGAGACCUUGCCCACCGCUUGAACCCCUUCACAUUCUACAGCAUGAUUUUUGACGUCACGAAGGUCCUAUUCUCAUUCCAUCGAUGGUUUCCUCUUCGGAAUCAUGACCACGGAAGGCCGCGUGCGCCUUCUGCGGAGAGCAUGUACGACUUGCGCUCUGUCUUUAUGCACUCCCUGGCGCCCUCCCGCGACCGUUGAGCUCGGAAGAUCGAAUGCGUCUGAGAGCAUGCGCCGGCUGGGACCGCGUGCUCGAUAUGAAGGAUGGACUAAUUCCAGGCACUGUCCUCGAGACCUGAAAGACGGCCGAGCUUAAAUACGAGGAGUCCGAACAGCCCGACCACCAGGAACGUCUAAGGCCGGACGAGGAGUAUACGACUUCGGGGUGUUCUCGCCUGGCGUAUCCCAUACCAGGUGAGGAACCUGGGGUCGGGUUAUUCGCAGACUUCGGCGGACACAGCCUGGAUUUUCAUCAUCCUCAAGAUCGCUGCGCCUGGGUGCAUAAGCAUACGCGAAAAGAACGUUGUCGAACUGACCCUCUCCUCCAUAACAGAUACACAGUCCCGGAUAUCGCGCUAUACUCGAAAAGGGACGCCUAUCUAAUGAACGACGCGGUCUUUGAUGCUCAAAAGUGGCUUGUUGUUUCGCGUUAUCCCUCUCUUCUCUCUCUGUGCGUUUGGGCGGAACUCCCAUGAGUGACAGACGUCGGAAGGCCCGCGUGCUAGAUUUAAUCGAAGGUAGUACGUUCACCGUGAUAUGACUGAAGAUGAUAUCUGUGU
Messenger RNA from Punctularia strigosozonata HHB-11173 SS5, 1254 nucleotides. RefSeq lists its product as uncharacterized. The transcript has 7 exons. Lineage: Eukaryota; Fungi; Basidiomycota; Agaricomycetes; Corticiales; Punctulariaceae. The record is from RefSeq and is a predicted model, not a curated record. The coding region runs from base 131 to 676 and encodes 181 amino acids.